ACUUCUCGAUGUGUAUCUUCGGGAAGUGUUUUUGUUAUUGUGUAGAGCAUUUGUGAUAAAUCAUUUUGUGUAAUUUGUGGCAGUUCAAGUCAUAUAUUACUAUAAUUUGAAAAUAGUGUUGCGAAUUCGAGAACACCAAAGUAUAGUUUUGUAGUGUGAAAUCAUUUUUGACUCUAUAAAUUCGAUAACGAAAGUCAUUGUGAAUUCAAGUCAUCCAAGUGCUUAAUUUUUUUACUGUUGGUGGUUUAUUUAGUUAUGUAAUCAAAUAUGAUAAUAGAUUUGACAAACAUAUCGAAUCAAAACUUUGGUAUGUAGAUGACGCUGUGUAUUUUCAGAAAUAAAUAAACAUUGUGUUUAUAACAUAGGACACGUGGGUAUCGCGCUGAAUAAUAAAUCGAUAAAGACGUAAGACGCGUGCGCCAGUCUCUAUCAACGAGACUAUUAUAUAUCAAGGUCAGUCUGCACAAACACGUGCAAUGUCUGAUUCUAUUUACUCACAUGACUUUCUUUUAGAGCCUGGCGUUGAGAUAAAACAGGAGUCCCCUUUUGAGUUGGGUACCAUGUCAGCGUCAGUACCCAUUCCGCAGAGGCGCAAUGAUCUUGGAGAUUUUGGCACUGAUUUAGAUUUGUGCAUACAGGACAAUCUCCCAGGGUCUUUUCAUAAUAUGCCUAAUAUGCAGUAUAGUAAAUUAACAUUUGAUAAUGAUAGUUCAUCUAAAACAGAAACUUUUAAAAUGGAUGAUGAUGACAUAUUUCAAGUAGAUAAGGCAGAUUUGAUAUUAGGCCCUACUCUUGCUGAAUUGAAUGCUAACCCAGACACCUUGUUAGAGGAUUUAAAUUUUGAUGAUUUGUUGCUACCUGAAGAGAGUGGCUAUUGCAUUCAAAUUGGUGGAGUUAUGAGUGGGUCUCGGCGUUCACACAAUGUUAUGCAAGUUACAAAUACAAUAACAGCGGACAGUCCAUGCAGUCCAUAUAGUCGAGCACAACUUGCAUUUUCUCCAUCAAGUCAGCACAGCUCAGCUUCUUCUAGUUUUGCCCAACCUAUGAACCAACUUCCUGAGCUCCUUCAGCGGCUUGAUGGUUAUAGUGGGGAGAUAGCUCUAGGCCAGUCUGUCCCAGCUUCUACUGUGCUGCCACCUUUUCCUGCAAGUGUCAAACCUCAACAUACACAAUUAUCGUCAUCUGCCCCAACACAUCUCACAAUGGAACAGAUAUGGUCACGCCGUGAACCUCGUAAACACCUGCUGUCUACUAGUUCCCUUGCUGAGGCUGGCUCCAUAUCAUCAUUAUCUGGAGGUGUACUUAGUCCAGGUACUGGAGACUUCUCGCAGGAUGAAGAAGACAGAGAUGUUGAAUCUGAUGAAGACAGUGACCGAUAUGAAGACCUUUCUUCAGAUGAAUCAAAUGAUGAAGGUUCUGAAAGUAAACAAGCAAGGCAAAAUGCUAAAAAGGAAAGAUACUUUUGGCAAUACAAUGUGCAGGCUAAAGGUCCUAAGGGACAAAGACUAGUUUUGAAGAAGAAAUCAGAAGAUCCUCAUGUCUUAAAUUCUGUCACAGACCCUGUAUUUAGCCCAAAUUGUAGUGUGAGAGGCAUCAAGCACAGCGGCAAAGCACGAAAAGGCGAUGGAAAUGAUUUGACACCAAAUCCAAGGAAAUUAUAUCUUAUUGGCAAAGAACUGGACAAUUUGGGUAAAGUUAUUAACGAUAUGAUACCAGUUAGUGAGUUGCCAUUUAAUAUUAGGCCAAAAACGAGAAAAGAGAAGAAUAAACUUGCUUCAAGAGCUUGCAGAUUAAAGAAGAAAGCUCAACAUGAGGCAAAUAAACUUAAACUCUAUGGAUUACAACAAGAACACAAACGACUUCUAAGUGGUAUUCAUCAAAUGAAACAAAUAAUAGGCAACAGGGUCACCAACCCUCAAAAUAAUGUUGAUUGGUCAGAUCACAUCAAAGAAAUAGUGAACACAGCAACAGGUAAGUAAAGUGUAUAAUAUUUUUAACAAUAGGUAC
Molecule: messenger RNA, 2007 nt
Organism: Diatraea saccharalis (sugarcane borer)
Lineage: Eukaryota; Metazoa; Arthropoda; Insecta; Lepidoptera; Crambidae
Source: the annotation of a GenBank genome assembly